This is a messenger RNA of Myxocyprinus asiaticus (Chinese sucker), 4579 nucleotides long. Its product is annotated as G-protein-signaling modulator 2-like. The record is from RefSeq and is a predicted model, not a curated record. Bases 347 to 2362 code for a protein of 671 amino acids. The transcript is spliced from 14 exons. Lineage: Eukaryota; Metazoa; Chordata; Actinopteri; Cypriniformes; Catostomidae. Gene Ontology annotation, molecular function: protein binding; GTPase regulator activity.
GGCUGGAAGUGUAUUGCGGUGUGAUUAAUCAUCAGUCAAUGACUGUUUUUGUUGUGAAAUCAUUAGCUACUUACACCUCGAGUGUGUGUGUGUGUGUGUGUGUGUGUGUGUGUGUGUGUGUGUGUGUGUGGGAGAGAGAGAGGAUCAUAUUUCUCAAAGGGACUCUUUCAUUAUUGUCGCCCGUCUGUCAGAUGCACAGUGGUUAGACUCACGGUGAAACCCUGAACAUCUUCGCUUAAUCUUUGUUUGUUCUCUGUUUUAUAGUUAUGUAAUGGUCUUUUUUAUGGCCAAAUCUCCUCCUGUGUUUUCAUUUUCUAUUUGGACCUUUACUACAGUAUGCGUUUAAAUGGACGUGAUUGUGAAAGACGAGGAGCAAGUAUUUCAUGUCCGUUCCAGGAUGGAGGCCUCGUGUCUGGAGCUGGCUCUGGAAGGUGAGCGUCUGUGUAAAGUGGGGGAUUACCGUGCAGGCGUGUCUUUUUUUGAGUCUGCCAUCCAGGUGGGCACAGAAGACCUCCAGAUUCUGAGUGCCAUCUACAGUCAGCUGGGCAAUGCCUACUUCCACCUGCACGAAUAUAAUAAAGCCCUGGAAUACCAUCGGCAUGAUCUCACCCUCACCAGAACUAUUGAAGACCAGUUGGGAGAGGCUAAAGCUAGUGGUAACCUUGGAAACACGUUAAAGGUUCUCGGUCGCUAUGACGAAGCAGCGGUUUGUUGCCAAAGACACCUGGACAUUUCCAGAAUGCUCCAUGACAAGGUGGGGCAGGCUCGGGCGCUGUAUAAUUAUGGGAAUGUGUACCACGCCAAAGGGAAGAACAUAUGUUGGAGUGGUAUGGACCCUGGAGAAUUUCCGGAGGAGGCACGCAUCGCUCUAAAGAAAGCAACCGAGUACUACGAAGCGAACCUGACCUUUGUGAAAGAGUUAGGGGACAGAGCGGCACAAGGCAGGACCUACGGUAACCUUGGCAACUCGUAUUACUUGCUCGGAAACUUCCAGGAUGCUGUUCUUGCUCAUGAGCAGCGUCUCCUUAUUGCAAAGGAGUUUGGUGACAGGGCAGCAGAGAGGAGAGCGUACUGCAACCUUGGAAAUGCGUACAUAUUCCUUGGGCAGUUUGAGGUCGCGGCUGAACAUUACAAGCGGACGCUGCAGUUGGCCCGUCAGCUGAAGGACAGAGCGGUGGAAGCACAAGCCUGUUACAGUCUGGGCAACACCUACACUCUCCUGCAGGACUAUGAGAGAGCCAUAGACUACCACCUCAAACAUCUCAUAAUCGCUCAGGACUUAAAGGACAGGAUUGGAGAAGGGAGGGCGUGCUGGAGUUUAGGGAACGCCUACACCGCACUGGGAAACCACGAGCAGGCCAUGAGCUUUGCCGAGAAACAUCUGGAGAUCUCUAAAAAGAUUGGAGACCGCAGUGGGGAGCUGACAGCCAGAAUGAAUGUAUCUGAUUUGCAGCUGGUUUUGGGUCUCAAACAAAACAAUUCAAAUACAAACAGCUCGGCCUUAACUGAGAGUCUCCCCAGUGACAGCAGUCCGACUGGUGGAAGAUCCAAAGGUAGCCGGAGACACAGCAUGGAGAACAUGGAGCUCAUGAAGCUAAGCUCUGACAAAAACAUGGGGCAGGCCUGUGAGGAGAAUACAACCGACCAACAAACCAAAUCACCGACCAAAUCAUCCAUAGCCAAGACGUCCUCCAAGCUUUUCUUCAUCAAUCGCUUCAGAGGGAAAAAACACAAGUUAAAUGGAUCUAAUCCCACUGCCACAGCAGAGAACCACAACAGCAACAUGCCUUCAGCUCCUCUGGAAACGCAGUAUGCACCAGACACUCUGGGUGAUGAUGGCUUUUUCGACCUUCUAAGCCGCUUCCAGGGCAGCCGCAUGGAUGAUCAAAGGUGCUCUUUAGAGGACAGCAUAAGCCAUGUUCCCACUCCCUCCUCUCCCUGUGAAACCCCUCCUGUAGCCUUGAGGAAAUCUAUUUCCGUGUCCGAAGCGGAGGCCUCAUCACAACCAUGGCAUUUCCUAGACCUGCUGGCCAGCUCACAGAGCCGGCGACUGGACGAGCAGAGGAGCAGUGUGGACAGUCUUCCGGGUCUCCGGCUGAACCAGCGCCGCAGCCAGGAUGUUCUCAGCAAACUCAUGGCCUCUGCUGAUGGCAAGGAGACAGAUGAAGACUUCUUUGAUAUACUAAUUAAGUGCCAGGGAUCCAGACUAGAUGAUCAGAGGUGUGCUCCACCACCUCCCCCAACCAGAGGCCCCACAGUCCCAGACGAAGACUUCUUCAGUCUCAUCCUUCGCUCCCAGGCCAAACGAAUUGAUGAGCAGCGAGUUAUCUUACCAUCAGAAACAACACCUCUUCAGUCCUGACUGAUCUUCUCUUUAAAAGCCUGGCUGGGACAGAGUCUCCAUGAGACAAAAAAUGAAGUUUUAGGAAUUUGCAGCCUCGUUGAAGUCUCCUUGAGUCUUACCCAUGAACUUGUGCCUUGUUUCAGCACACUGACAGUCAGACUCUACAAGGUUUUUCCCUUUUUGCUCAAUAUGAAGAAUUUUCAUAGGAGGAGAUACAUGAAGUUCAAUAAUUUACUUUUAAUUUAGUCAUAGAUUUAGCUCAAGAUUCCUACAACCAUACUCUAAACUGGAUUUACAUGUGUCUGUGCAGAAUAGAGAGAAGUUUCUUCUGGAUCAGACUGAAACCACAAUCUCUUCCUCAGGGAUGCAAUAUGAUGCACUGAAAUGCAUUUCAUUCACCUGGAUAACUGGAUGGAUUUUGGACAUAAUGAGCUGAUACUGGACUUCAAUAUCAGACUCUAUUUUAUAUAUUUGUAACCCUAAACUUUGUAUCAUUUCUUGGGAUUAGGCUUUUUUUUUUUUUUUUUUCUGCUUGACUUAAAAUGUGUUUUGUAUGAUCUUUUAAUACCAGCAAAUCAAUGUUGUAUAUUAAUGUUUUUGAUGUUUUAGAAACCAACAACAAGCUGUCUUCAAAAGUCUGUAGGUUGUAUGUGAAAAGAAAAUAAUUUGUUCUCAAAAAAAGAAAGGACAUAAGACUUUCUUAAUUUUAAAGCUUAAGUACAGUUGAAGUCAGAAGUUUGCAUACACUUAGGUUGAAGUCAUUAAAAUUAAUUUUUUAACCACUCCACAGAUUUAAUAUUAUCAAACUAUAGUUUUGGCAAGUCGUUUAGGACAUCUACUUUGUGCAUGACACAAGUCAGUUUUCCAGCAAUUGUUUACAGACAGACUGUUUCACUUUUAAUUGACUAUCACAAUUCCAGUGGGUCAGAAGUUUACAUACAGUAAGUUAACUGUGCCUUCAAGCAGCUUGGAAAAUUCCAGAAAAUGAUGUCAAGCCUUUAGGCAAUUAGCCAACUAGCUUCUGAUAGGAAUUGGAGGCGAACCUGUGGAUGUAUUUUAAGGCCUACCUUUAAACUCAGUGCCUCUGCUUGACAUCAUGGGAAAAUCAAAAGAAAUCAGCCAAGACCUCAGAAAAAAAUUGUGGACCUCCACAAGUCUGGUUCAUCCUUGGGAGCAAUUUCCAAAUGCCUGAAGGUACCACGUUCAUCUGUUCAAACAAUAGUACGCAAGUAUAAACCCCAUGGGUCCAUGCAGCCGUCAUACUGCUCAGGAAGGAGACUCAUUCUGUCUCCUAGAAAUGAACGUAGUUUGGUGCAAAAAGUGCAAAUCAAUCCCAGAACAACAGCAAAGGACCUUGUGAAGAUGCUGGAGGAAACAGGUAGACAAGUAUGUAUAUCCACAGUAAAAGGAGUCAUAUAUCGACAUAACCUGAAAGGUUGCUCAGCAAGGAAGAAGUCACUGCUCCAAAACUGCCAUAAAAAAGCCAGACUACAGUUUGCAAGUGCACAUGGGGACAAAGAUCUUACUUUUUGGAGAUAUUUCCUCUGGUCUGAUAAAACAAAAAUUGAACUUUUUGACCAUAAUGACCAUCGUUAUGUUUGGAGGAAAAAGGGUGAGGCUUGUAAGCCGAAGAACACCAUCCCAGCCGUGAAGUAUGGGGGUGGAAGCAUCAUGUUGUGGGGGUGCUUUGCUGCAGGAGGGACUGGUGCACUUCACAAAAUAGAUGGCAUCAUGAGGAAGGGAAAUUAUGUAUUGAAGCAACAUCUCAAGACAUCAGCCAGGAAGUUAAAGCUCGGUCGAAAAUGGGUCUUCAAAAUGGACAAUGACCCCAAGCAUACCACCAAAUUUGUGGCAAAAUGGAUUAAGGACAAAAAAAUCAAGAUAUUGGAGUGGCCAUCACAAAGCCCUGACCUCAAUCCGAUAGAAAAUUUGUGGGCAGAACUGAAAAAGCGUGUGCAAGCAAGUAGGCCUACAAACCUGACUCGGUUACACCAGUUCUGUCUGGAGGAAUGGGACAAAAUUCCAGCAACUUAUUGUGAGAAGCUUGUGGAAGGUUACUCAAAAUGUUUGACCCAAGUCAAACAAUUGAAAGGCAAUGCUACCAAAUACUAACACAGUGUAUGUAAACAUUCCCAUUGGGAAUGUGAUGAAAGAAAUAAAAGCUGAAAUAAAUCAUUCUCCCUACUAUUAUUCUGACAUUUCAAAUUCUUAAAAUAAAGUAGUGAUCCUAAUUGA